Messenger RNA from Epinephelus lanceolatus (giant grouper), 6597 nucleotides. RefSeq names its product cholinergic receptor, nicotinic, alpha 8 (gene chrna8). Gene Ontology annotation, molecular function: acetylcholine-gated monoatomic cation-selective channel activity; transmembrane signaling receptor activity. Gene Ontology annotation, cellular component: postsynaptic membrane. NCBI's taxonomy places the organism in Eukaryota, Metazoa, Chordata, Actinopteri, Perciformes, Serranidae. The record is from RefSeq and is a predicted model, not a curated record. Gene Ontology annotation, biological process: monoatomic ion transmembrane transport.
CAGAAGAAACACAGUGCUCCGCCAGCCACACUGCUUAAGCCAAACUGUGGACCGCGUCAAACAAAGACACCAAGCUCCAGGAAGAGACAAGAUCGCCAAACUGAGCAGCAAGCACCUGCCCAGGUAAUAGUUCCGCCAGCUCCGCCCAGAAAUCAGGGCGCAGGCCAGUACUGAGCCACACCUGGCAUACAGGUACUGAGGAGGACAAGGCUUUAAGUGUGACAACAGGUUGAAAGGAGGGGGAAAGGAGAGGGGACAAUACUCCCUUUACAGACAAAUUACUGAACUUAAUUUGUGCACCUUUUUAGGGAAGUUCAUUAUUGUCGCUCAGUUGCAUUAGAGUCAAUCUUCCCGCCUGUAGGAGAAAAGGAGCACAGUGACAGAUGAUCAUUUUAUCCAUAUAUUAGAUUGGAAGGGAGACCAUGUUCACUACUCCACUACUGGGAAAAAAAUACAGGGAUACCUGCAAAUUCUGCUGAUCAACUGUACUCAGCACCCACUAAACAAAUUAAACAUUUGCUUGAGUGGGGAAAAAAAAGUUUUCCGAAGUCGCCCUCUGUUGGGAAUUCCUGCGUGCGUACACAUCUCUCCUCAGUCAUCACCCAUAAAGCUGAUGAGGAUGAGCCCGAAAUGACUGGAGGGGACAAACCUUGACGAAGUUGACGGCAUUGCGCAGAAGCACCCAGCGGACAGGUGGCUGUCAUCAUCAGCGCACACGGUUACGACAGGAAAGACGCAGAGGACAAGCUCGAGAUGUUUGAUAUAAAAAUACAGCUGAGCUCAGAGAGAAGGGGGGACAGCGGGAUCCAAAGUGACUUUUGAGGUGACGGUCGGCUCGUCGACUCGACAAGAAGACUAACAUUGGGUGUGUGUGUGUGUGAGUGUGAGUGAGUGAGUGAGAGAGGGAGAGAGAUAGAGAGCGCAGCACCAGCAGUCUGACAAAGCUGCGCUCCCUCGAAGUUUGACAUCCCCAGCGGGCUACAGAGGGAGUUGUGCUCCGCCGCUGCCAUGGAGCCUCGGAAGUGUACUGGAUCUGUAUUGAUUGGAUUUUACCUGUGGGCGAUGUUUUGCUGUCAAGGUUGCCAUGGCGGUGUGUACCAGAGGAAGCUGUACCGAGACCUGAUGGAAAACUACAAUCGUCUGGAAAGACCCGUCCAAAACGACUCUGCGCCCAUUGUUGUGGAACUCGGCCUAACACUGCUACAAAUCAUUGAUGUGGAUGAAAAGAACCAGGUGUUGAUCACAAACGCUUGGCUGCAGCUGUAUUGGACAGACAUUUACCUAUCAUGGAACGCAGAGAGCUACCCCGGGGUUCAAAACCUGCGCUUCCCUUCCAAUCUGGUAUGGGUCCCAGAUAUCCUCCUCUACAACAGUGCUGAUGAGAGGUUUGAUGCUACGUUCCAUACAAACGUGCUGGUAAAUGCGUCAGGAUCCUGCCAGUACAUCCCACCAGGCAUCCUGAAGAGUACCUGCUACAUCGAUGUGCGGUGGUUCCCCUUUGAUGUGCAGAAGUGUGACCUCAAGUUUGGCUCGUGGACCCACAACGGCUGGCUGUUGGACCUCCAGAUGAUGGAUGUGGACAUCUCGACCUACAUACCAAACGGGGAAUGGGAUCUAGUAGGUGUGCCAGCCAAGCGUAAUGAGCUGUACUACGAGUGCUGUAAGGAGCCCUACCCCGAUGUGACGUUCACGGUCACCAUGCGCCGCAGGACACUCUACUACGGCCUCAACCUGCUCAUCCCCUGUGUGCUCAUCUCUGGCCUGGCCCUGCUGGUCUUCCUGCUCCCUGCUGACUCUGGAGAAAAGAUCUCACUCGGCAUCACAGUGCUGCUGUCUCUAACAGUGUUCAUGUUACUGGUAGCAGAGAUCAUGCCUGCCACUUCAGACUCUGUUCCUCUGAUUGCUCAGUACUUUGCCAGCACCAUGAUGAUUGUGGGCUUGUCUGUGGUGGUGACAGUCCUGGUACUACAGUUCCACCACCAUGACCCCCAUGGAGGGAAGAUGCCCAAAUGGGUCCGAGUUAUCCUUCUCAACUGGUGCGCUUGGUUCCUCCGCAUGAAGAAACCUGGAGAGGAAAGCAGAGCAGCCAUGAGCCCCCAAAACUACAAGUACUCCCACCCUCCUGCACACCAUACCAGCACCAACAGCAUUCAGAUGAGCACCAUACCAGGGCAGGCAUCCACCCAGUCGACCACGACCAACGGGAGCAUGAACCUGUACUUUGGCUACCACUCAAUGGGCACAGACAACCCUGCUUUCCCACCAAGCACUGAUUCGGGUGUGGUGGUGUGCGGUGGUGGUGGAGGUGGCCAUCCUAACGGCUCCUCUCCACAUGACAUCCACUCAGAACAGACGCGGACUUUGCUGCUGGAGCAGGUUCCGGAAAUUUCCCGGAUCCUGGAGGAAGUGCAGUACAUUGCCAGACGUUUCCGGGAGCAGGACGAGGGGGAGGCAAUCUGCAGCGAGUGGAAGUUUGCAGCGGCUGUGGUGGAUCGGUUGUGCCUGGUGGCUUUCUCGCUCUUCUCCAUCAUCUGCACCUUCACCAUCCUCAUGUCAGCCCCCAAUUUCAUUGAGGCUGUGUCCAAAGACUUCACAUAAGGUUGAUCUCCUCCCUCUCUGAGAGGAAAAAGAGAGCUAACAUUAAAAAUCCUGACAUGAUUACAACUGUGCCACACAAGCCUCCCUGCUACGACAACGUGAAGCCACACAGUUAUUUUAGAAGUGUUGUUACAAGUCACCAGAAGCAAACCUUUCCCUCUAUCUUCACAUAUUUGUCAGUAGUAUAUGGUUGUUUGGAGAUGAUGUGAUUUUUCCCAUUCAGGGUGGCUCUCCUUGCUAACACUGCACAUAAAGUAUACCUCAGUAUGCAGGAGGCUGAGGCUACAUGCAGUAUUUAAUGAUGUAGAAACUCACACUAAUGCACUUUCAUCUGUACCCCUGCUGUACCACAUCAUUUACCUGCCACCACCUGGGCUUCACAUCUCAUCAGAAUAUAUUGCUAACAUUCCCUUCUCUUACAGCUCUUUUUUCUGCUAUUUUCCUCACUUUUUCCACUUCCUUUCCCAUGUGUCGUGCUUCUCAUCUUCUACAAAUGUCUUAAUGUCUUCAGCAGUUACAUACAGUACAGUCAGUAGAGUUUUUGCAGGCCUGUAUUCUAGUGAUUCUACAUCUCACUUUAUAAAUAUGGUGAAGCUGAGAUUAAAUCUUUUUAUUAAGUUGUUGAAUUUACUGAGAGCUGCUGACCUGUUGACUCUGUACGCCUGUGCAUCUCACUUCUCUUUAACUAGAGCUGCAACUGUUCGCUUUCAUUUUAAAUUAAUACACUUAUAAUUUUCUUGAGAUAGUGAAAAAUGCCUGGUAGUUUUCUAGACUCAAAGGUGAUGUCUUCAGAUUGCUUGUUUUAUUCACACAACAGGGAGUGAUGAGGCCAGAGUCUAGAUGCCAAUCUAGAGUGACACCUGCGAGCUAGUUCAGGCUGUCAACUCGAGCUGCAUUGAUUCAUACAUAGACGUCAUAGGUCUACAAAACACACCCUCCCAAUUUGGCGGUCUAUUUAAGCUGCAAAAUCUUCCCAGCUCUCCCUCUGCCUUGUCUAUGCUGCUGCUGCCCUGCAUCAGCACUGCUGCUCACUUUCAGCCCUACUUCCAUCCCCAACAUCCACAUGCAGGCUCCGGCUAAGGGGAGAAAUAUUUAAUAAUCACUCCCCAAUAUCACAUGUAAACAUACCUGCGGGAAGCGAUGAGGCCGUAGUCUAGAUGCCAAACUCUAUGUUCUGCUGUUGAAAUAAACUUUUAAAACAUGAGUUGUCUGACUGAAAUGGAGCAACGCCUGCAAGCUAGUUCAAGCAGUCAACUUCACUGAUUCAUACACACACGUCAUACUUCACUCUCCAUGUUAUCUACAAAACACACCCUCCAAAUUUGGUGGUCUGUUAAAUUAAUUUUUCAACCCAGUUGCCGGGAAAAAAUAUUGGCAUGAUAAAUCUCUGCAAACCAUGGACAUGUUGAAUUCAUUGGUUAGAUUACUGAGUAUGAAGUGAGUACAUUCUCCUAUAUAUUCCAGUUACUUUUUGGCUGAUGGGAUGGGCCAGAAAUAGAAGUGGGUAAACCCCGUAUACUUGCACCUUCAUUAAUUCCCUUAUUACAUUUGACGUUUCAACAACGCUGUGGUUAAUGUAUUAGUGAUGUCUUGGUAAAAACAACUGCUUUGAUGGGUAGCAACAAAGCACCCACAUUUGGCCUAAAAAGCCAAUGGAAACACAACAAUGACUCGCUAAAUGACAAUGGGUUUUGUUGGUUUUUUUGGUCAUAAACAGUUUGACUGCAGCUUGGCAGGCGUCUCUUCUAUGUGACACACCAUACACCAUGCUUUCCACCUCCCAAUGACAAAGUCAGCACAUAUGUCACUUUAAAAAUGCUGAUAUAAUAUGUAUGAAAUGUGCAAAUGUAAUGGACUUGUGGUUUCCAGAAACGUAUCCUGCCAACAUUUUCCUCUGGCCACGGGGCUGCAUAUAUGAAAAAGACAAGCAUCAAUUCCUGACAUUUGAGGAGCUGGAAACAGUGAAUAUGUUUGCUUGAAAAAUGACUAAAACAGUUUGUUAAUAAUCAGAAAAAGCUACCGAUUAACUGUCUCUUGAUGGACUCAUGUUUCAGCUGUACUUUAAAGAUCUCCAUCUUAUCUCAUUUUUCCCAUUUGUAGUUACUGGAUUGGUCCUUACUCACCUCCUUCUUGCCUUCCAAGUCAUUCUCAUUAUUUCCUUGCACUUCCCUUCUGGCACAUCUUACAUCCAGGUGGUUCUAUAUCCAUAAAUGUGAAAAGAUAAAGUUUUACCAUCGGCAGUAAAAGUCAUACUUCACUAUGACAUCAGAGACAUUUACAGUUUUGCUCUUUUCAAGACAGUUUAUUAAAGCGUGAAGUAAUUUCAGAGGGGAUCUCCCAACAUUUCUCUUUGCCAUCAUCCCUUGUGCUAAACAAUGUAGUUAGUUAGCAUAUGAUACACUCUGACUAUUUUUAAAUCACUAACAUUAAUUAGCAAUGUAUUUUUCUUUUGAGAGUAAUGUUUAUCUGACUUGUGUGCAAGUUACACAAUGUGCUGCUGUAUUCGCAGAAAAGCUCACAAUGAAGAAAGAAGAUCAGUGCAAGUAGUGAUUGAAAGACUAUUUGUUCUUCUGAGGGAUUUUUAAACAGAUUCUGAGGGGAAAUCACCCCGUUAGGGACACAUUCGGUACUAAUCUUUUGUAGUGCCGAGUGCUUUGUGUUUUUACUCUCUAAUACUCAGCGAAAGGCAAACACUUUCUUCUCUAAUCUCUAGCAACAACAUGCAACAAGGAUUACUGGGUGACCUUAUGUAACAGAUUUGUGUUAAACCUUCUCACUACCCGAGCAUCCCCGCUGAUCCUCAGUGGUACAAGACACGCAUGAAUUUCCACUUUUACGCACGCAAGUGCACUCGCAGACUUCUCCAAAACUCGCACAUGGCCAUUCUAAGUGGAGUUUUAAGAAGAACCGAGGGGGAAUAAAAACAUCAAAAUGCUGGACACUGCGUGACUGCUGCAGAAACAGCCACUGAAAUGGAAUUCAUGCUGUUACAGUUAAUCAAUGGGCCGAGUGAAGACAAACAGCUGCCACCCAUCGACUAGCCUACCACUCUUUGACUCCAAGACUGUAAAGCAUUUAAAUGUCAUGUCCACUUAUAAUGGACAAACAGGACAAGGUGAAGCCAGUACUUUGCAGAACUCUGUGUUCCUUCAUUUUUUAUCCAGCUUUGAAGUUUUAAUCUUCAUACCCCUUUUUUAAUUUCCAACCAGAAUGUGAUUUUUUUUUGUUUUAAACAAUGCAAAUAUGGUCAGUCUUUUAUGUAAUGUAAUGGUAUUAGGUUAAAGGAAUAGCUCCAUGUUUAGGGUUUCUUGUCAAGAGCCGAUAAAGAUAUAACUCUAAUGUGUGUGUGGUUAAUACAAAGCUACAGCCAACAGCCAGUUAACUUAGCUUAGUGUAAAGACAGGAAACAGGGAAACACUACUUAACCCAAUUAGUUGUUUUACUUAUUCUUCUGUUUUUGUAUGGAUUAAACAGACAAUAUAUAACUUGAUUGCUUUAGUACAGUAAAUAUGAGACUACAGCAAGUAAGGGAGACCGGGGUUGGCUGGUACACUGCUACUUUCUGGUCCUUUAAAGGUCACAGCAAAAAAGAUGUAACAUCAAAACCUACUGUGUUAAAACAUCUGACAGUCAUUAACUUUUUUUUGGCAAGGAUAACAUUUCAGUUUUAUGGUAUUGAAAGUAAAAAAGUGGUCUGUGGACUAAAUGCAUUGUAAACUGUGUUAGACAGAGAUACUGGAAAAGUGUUACUUUUAGUUAACAGACAUAACAAUCAGCUACAUUUUAAUAUAAGAUCUGAAAGUCUCUGACAAGUGAUGUUUGCUGGCUAACAUAAUUUUCUUCACAAAGUUGGGUCAAAUCUGAGCUUUGUUGGUUGGCACAUGUUGCAAAAUUAACAACUGUAACCCGUAUUUUCAGAGAUUUAAACUAUUUGAUUGAUUAAAAACAAUAUUUAUCAUUAUUAGUCCAUACCCAUUGAGUACAGCAUUCCAUACCAUG